This is a messenger RNA of Malaya genurostris, 1542 nucleotides long. RefSeq names its product alpha-amylase A-like. Gene Ontology annotation, molecular function: cation binding; alpha-amylase activity. Bases 1 to 1470 code for a protein of 489 amino acids. The record is from RefSeq and is a predicted model, not a curated record. NCBI's taxonomy places the organism in Eukaryota, Metazoa, Arthropoda, Insecta, Diptera, Culicidae. The transcript has 3 exons. Gene Ontology annotation, biological process: carbohydrate metabolic process.
AUGAUGGAAGAUCAAACGGAAACAAAAUCAGACAAUCUAGUAGGCAAUCACGGCCGCAGUGCAAUCGUUCAGCUGUUCGAAUGGACUUUCGUGGAUAUUCAAGCCGAGUGUGUAUUGCAUCUGGGACCAACUGGGUUUGGAGCUGUGCAGGUAUCACCGGUGAACGAAGUUCGCAUAUUACCAAACCGAUCGUGGCGUGAACGGUACGAACCAAUCUCGUACAAGAUAUUAGGUCGUUCUGGAGCAGAAAUGCAACUCCGUUCAAUGGUCAAGACCUGCAACGCAGCUGGAGUACGAAUCUAUGUGGAAGUGGUACUGAACAGUAUGGCCGGUGGUACUGGAUCUGUUCAAGGUACUGGGGGUUCGGUAGCCUAUCCCUCCUACCGAGAUUAUCCAGACGCUUCAUAUGGGAUAGGAGAUUUCAAUCACCCUUGCACGGUUCUAAACCAAAGCGAUCCGCAUCAGGUGCGAAAUUGCCAGAUUGAUGAAUUGCCUGAUUUGAAUCAAGGACUGACGAGUGUUCGGCGCAGAAUUGUUGAUUUUUUGAACAAACUGAUUUCGAUGGGAGUAGCAGGAUUUUAUAUUCAUGCUGCGAGAAACAUGUGGCCGCAUGAUUUGAAGGCUAUAUAUUCGCAGUUGGAAAAUUUGAGUACGACAGCGGGAUUUUCCUCUCGAAGCCGUCCUUUCAUCUACCAGGAUGUGAUGGAUUUGAGAAGUGAAGAAACAUUUAGAAAAGAAUACGUCUUGUUGGGUAUGACAACUGAGUAUCGUUUUGCUUACGACAUCGGUGCGAUUAUAUUCAAACAGAAGCCCUUUCACUGGAUGGUUAAUCUGGGAACGAAGAUAGGUUACAUACCGAGGGAGCAUUCCGUUAUUUUUCUGGAUGAUCCUGUCUUGCAGAGAAUUCCGAAUGUGGACGAUUUGCCUAAAAUUGUAACUUUCAAACAUCGCAGGUUGUAUAGCAUUGCGCUUGUUUUCAUGCUUGGACAUCGUUAUGGAACUCCGAGAAUCAUGAGUUCUUACAAUUUCAACAACAGAAACGAGGGACUCCCAAGCGAUACUAGAGGCAAAAUUUCGCCCGUUACUCUGGAUGCGGAAGGCCAGUGCACAGGUGGUUGGAUAUGUGAGCAUCGCUGGAAAAUAGUAGCUAGCAUGAUGAGAUUCAGGACUGAGGUUUCUUGGCAAUCCGUGAUCAGUUGGGUGGAUAACGGACAAAACCAGCUGGCGUUUUGCCGCGGUAAAGCUGGUUUUAUCGCAAUCAAUGCUGAAAUAUCGUUAAGCAUGAAGGCAAACGUUUUCACCUGCAUGAAGGCUGGAAUUUACUGUGAUAUUAUUAGCGGAAAAGUCGACGGAACUAAAUGUAGUGGAAUAGCCGUAACAGUGAACGAUGACGGAAGAGCAGAUAUAUUUAUCUCUAGUAGGGCUAAUGAACCCUUUGUUGUCUUGCUAGCGAGUGAAAAGUUGCCCUAAAUACACGUUCUGUUCAUAACUGUCACAUUUAUCUAAUAUAUUAGCGAGUCAAUGAUAGGAAAUCAUUGAAUU